Messenger RNA from Exaiptasia diaphana, 2313 nucleotides. RefSeq lists its product as uncharacterized. The coding region runs from base 319 to 1758 and encodes 479 amino acids. The transcript has 2 exons. The record is from RefSeq and is a predicted model, not a curated record. NCBI's taxonomy places the organism in Eukaryota, Metazoa, Cnidaria, Anthozoa, Actiniaria, Aiptasiidae.
AUUGUGUAUAUCCUGCAUAAGCGCAUCACUAUUCCUUUCGAAGCAUUUUUACGUUUGUUUGAAAUACCCUACUUGAAAAUGAACUCAUCCAUGUAGGUAGAUCAAGAAAACGUGCACAAUUUGUUUUAUUAUUGUUUCAGGGAGUAGACUGAUCAACAUGUGAUCUUUGUGACGGCUUAUCAAGCACGCCGACGCAAUCAUUAGUACACUGUGUACUCAGAAACUGUCGCACAAUCAAAACAAAGUCGUCCAUGACCCUUGUAUAAAGGAUAUAUGGAAGACAAGGGGAAACCAUAGAGUCAGAUCAUCGCCACACACAUGGAACCCCAAGAACAAGACAUUCUCCAUCGAUACUACAAACGACUCUCAGAGAAUCUCGAACCUAAAGACCUCCUUGAGCGACUUGGCAUACUAGGUGCUAUUCGUAGCGAGGAUAUCGAAGCUGUGCUGAAGGAAUGGAUCUUUGAAGGUGAAGAUCGAUCAAAACAAGCACAAUGGCUUCUUGAAAGCUUACGGAACCAUGAUCAAGGCAUGAAGUAUCUCGUUCAAGGGCUUCUCUCCAGCGAAAGUCAGGAUUUUUUAGCGAGAGAAAUCCUCGAAGAUGAAUUCUUUGUUGAAAACGAUAUUCGCGUAUUGUUGGAAAGCCUCAAAGACCAAUUAAAUGAAGUUCAAAUUCUUAAACUUGAAUUACUAAAAGAACGCAAGAAUCACGAAGAUACAAAACGACAACUGGAAGAAGUAAAAAGCAAUCGUACUUCAGCAAUAUUUAGUGACUUUGAUAGCUCUUUCAGUGGGUAUGAUAGCUGUGAUGUAACUUWUUUACUUAAAGAACUGGAUGAAGAGAAGAAGCGGCGUGAAGCAGCUGAGCGAAGAACCGACGAACUUGUCGAAAGUCAACAACAAAUUCUUCGCCAUUUCAAAAGUCUUGAAGACGUGAGGUUCAGUAAAUCAUUGAAGGACAGUUUGCCAUGGAAGGCAGCUUCUGUAGCAGAUCUUUGUUUACCAGAACGAGGRUCGUUUCAUCUGCGCACAGAUGGGGGUCAUGUGAAUAAAUGGCCAAGUAUUGAUAGCGGGGCUCAAAUCAAAGAGUUUUCGAGUAAUCGAAAUUCAUUCACUGAAGACGACCAAGCAACAGGUGUUUUGGUAUUGGCGGAAAAAGUUUCUACGCUCCAGGCUCAGCUCGAGGAAGAGAUAAACAAACGYGAAGAAGCAGAGUAUGAAAUCAUSAWGUUGGAAUCUGAAAAUCGAAACUUGCACGAUGAACUCUUUGAAACUCGCGAUGAACUUUACGAAACAAGAGAUCAGCUUCUUGCGUCAAGUAAGCUUGACAUAAGAGAAGACGACGAUGUGUGGGACGAAGAUGAUAUCGAGCAGCGCACAACAUGUAGCGUGCCAUUGUACGAUGAGUUUUCUCUCGGUCGCAGAGCUUCUUACCCUUUACUGAAUCAAGAAAACUCAUUUUCCAAUCAGAAUGGCGAUGUUCGGUUACGUCARGGUCCCAAGCGCAUGAGCAGACCGGUGUCAUAUCACGGAGACACGAGAGUUUCCCACAUGUGGCAGAAUCGUAACACUGAACAUUACGAGAUGGACCAAUAUGAAAAUGAAAUCAAAACCAAYCUUAACCCGAUGGACAAGGAUUUUAGAUUUGCUCUCCGUAGACUCAAACUAGACACAUGGAAAUUAUACAAUGACCUUUUGAUGAACGGAUUGAUGAUUAAAUCAACGAGUAAUCGUGCGAAAAGACUUUCUAUUCGAUGAACCACAGCACAUGUUGGUCUUCCUGUGUUGUAUAGCCACAGGUAACCUUGUUGUAUUUGUUGGUUGCAAGACGGUUAGAGGUGUGCAUAGGGGUUUCUAGAACCCUCCUUCCUUGGCAGUCCAAGUCUUUAAAAUAUGAGACUUUAUUUGCCAAAUUAGUAAUAACACAUUUUUGGAUCGUACAGCUGUAUUCGGUUUGAAUUCACAAUUAAUACAAUUAUGCAGUCGCUAGAGUUCUUCAUAGUCUUGAACCCAAAAAAAAGACUCCCCCUGAUUGAACCCCCUAUGCACGUCCUUGUUCUAUACUAAAGCCCUAAACUGGCAUAGCGUAGUGUGCAUUGAACUUUGCAUGACGUUAUUGGUGCUUUUGUGUAUAUGAAUAGCCAAUAUAGAUACUCCAGAAAAUUAUGACAAAUUAUGUCAGUACAAAUGUAUGGCGGAAACUAAAAUACCUAUUUAAAUAGUUUAUAUUUCUAUAAAGAGAAUAUGCAUGCAUACUUGCGGUACAUGUAAUAAGAUUAUAAAUGCAAUUAAAAUGAUAUGAUAAAGUCUUCA